This is a messenger RNA of Penicillium olsonii, 1986 nucleotides long. Lineage: Eukaryota; Fungi; Ascomycota; Eurotiomycetes; Eurotiales; Aspergillaceae. The record is from the annotation of a GenBank genome assembly.
AUGAAGACUACGUGGAAGGAUAUUGCGCCUGUGCCCACACACCAGGAAUUCCUGGAUAUUGUGCUGAGCCGAACUCAGCGUCAGCUGCCUACGCAGAUCCGCGCUGGUUUCAAGAUCAGCCGUAUCAGAGGUUUCUACACCAGAAAGGUCAAGUACACCCAGGAGACUUUCUGUGAGAAGUUCCAGCACAUUCUCGAUGGAUUCCCUCGUUUGGUCGAUAUCCAUCCUUUCCACAAGGAUUUGAUGAACACCCUCUACGAUGCCGACCACUUCCGCAUCGCCCUUGGUCAAGUUUCGACCGCCAAGCACUUGAUUGAAACCGUUUCCCGCGAUUACGUCCGUUUGAUCAAGUAUGCGCAAUCUCUGUUCCAGUGCAAGCAGCUCAAGAAGGCCGCUCUUGGUCGUAUGGCCACCAUCACCCGCCGUCUGAAGGACCCCCUUGUCUACCUGGAGCAGGUCCGCCAGCACUUGGGUCGUCUGCCCUCCAUCGACCCCAACACUCGUACUCUCCUGAUCUGUGGAUACCCCAAUGUCGGAAAGUCGAGUUUCCUGCGCAACAUCACCCGCGCGGAUGUCGAUGUUCAGCCCUACGCUUUCACCACUAAGAGUCUGUUCGUCGGUCACUUCGACUACAAGUACCUUCGUUUCCAGGCCAUUGAUACCCCCGGAAUUUUGGACCACCCCCUUGAGGAGAUGAACACCAUUGAAAUGCAGUCCAUCACCGCUGUUGCCCAUCUUCGGUCCGCUAUCCUCUACUUCAUGGAUCUUUCCGAGCAGUGUGGAUACUCCGUGGGUGACCAGAUCAAGCUUUUCCACAGCAUCAAGCCCCUGUUCGCCAACAAGAUUGUGUUCAUUGUCGUCAACAAGAUCGAUGUGCGCCGUCCCGAGGACUUAGAGCCUGAGUACCAAGAGCAGCUUAACGAGAUCCUCAAGGCCGAGGAUGUCGAGAUGCUGCAGACUUCUUGCACCACCACUGAGGGUGUGAGCGCCGUCAAGAACGCCGCUUGCGACAAGCUCCUCGCUGAGCGUGUUGCCCAGAAGCUCAAGUCUGGCUCUGCUUCCGCCACCCCCAGUGGCCGUCUCGGUGACGUCCUGUCCCGUAUCCACGUCGCCCAGCCCAUGGGCGGUGUCCGCGAGACCUUCAUCCCCGAGGCCGUCAAGAACCUCACCAAGUACGACAAGAACGACCCCAACCGCCGGAAAUUGGAGCGCGACCUCGAGGAGGAGAACGGUGGUGCUGGUGUGUACAGCUUCGACAUGCAGCGCGACUACGAUCUCGCCGACAAGGACUGGAACCACGACAAGAUCCCCGAGGUGUGGAACGGCAAGAACAUCUACGACUUCGUGGACCCGGACAUCGAGACCAAGCUUGCUGCUCUCGAGGAGGAAGAGGAGAAGCUCGAGGCAGACGGAUACUACGAUUCCGACGAGAGCGUGGAAGACGCCGAGGAUGCGGACAACCGCAUGAAGGCGGAUCUGAUCCGCGAGAAGCGUGUCCUCAUGCGCAACGACGCCAAGAUGCGCAAGUCUCUCAAGAACCGCGCCCAAAUCCCCCGCAGCGCCAAGGCCAAGAAGCUCUCCGAGAUGACUCGUGGUUUGGACUCCGCUGGUUACGACAACGAUGCUGCUGGUUCCCGUGUCCGUAAGCAGACCCAGGCCCGCAGCAGCCGCCCCAUCACCCGUGAGCCUACGGCCGAUGCCGACGCCAUGGACGUCGACGACAACCCACACAAGGCCCUUGCUCGUGCUAAGAGCCGCGCCCGUAACCACCCCGUCACUGAUCGUCUCAACGACGGUAUCACCAACGGCUCUCACGGUGUCACCAGCUUCACCAACCGUGACAAGGCUGAGCGUAUGCUCAAGCUCGGCCAGAAGAAGAUGCAACGCCAGGCCCGUGCUGGUGAGGCUGAUCGUCACACCACCGCUUCUCUCGCCAAGCACUUGUUCUCCGGAAAGCGUGGUAUGGGUAAGACAGACCGUCGUUAA